Molecule: messenger RNA, 1791 nt
Organism: Penicillium roqueforti
Lineage: Eukaryota; Fungi; Ascomycota; Eurotiomycetes; Eurotiales; Aspergillaceae
Product: F-box protein
Exons: 1
Coding region: 1-1791 (596 amino acids)
Molecular function (GO): protein binding
Source: RefSeq, a predicted model, not a curated record
AUGCUCUCCGAGCUCCCAUCAGAGAUCAUUUAUCAAAUCGCAACACAUCUCCCGACUGCCAAUGCAUUGGCCCAUCUGUCCCAGACAUGUCACCGACUGCACGGCAUAAUCACAGCUGAAAAUUCUCGGAUCUUCCGAGCGUUUGUGCGAAGUAGAUUUCCAUAUAUCGAAACACCGCCAUUCUGGAAAGAUGCUGCACGAGCUUUGACCUCUAGGUCGCGGGCCUUGGACAGAAAAGCCAUCAUCGGAAGAUUUGUCGUGCCACCUGGAACUGCGACCAAAAUCGGUUCUCACGAGGUGACUCGCCAAGAUAACCCGACUCUCGGGUACAGACCUUCAAUUGAUUCUUACGAGACCUGGAAUGGCCAGCGUUGGGCUGAUAGGAAAGAGGUCCUUGCCUGGGGUGCUGCCAAUCAGCUUGUGAUGAGGAUCAAGCAAACUGGUGUUCGCGCGCAAGAAGACUGGCUUGUGUUUAACGAUAUUGAUCAUGUUAGCAGCUAUGACGACAUUUGUUCUCUGCAUCUUUUGUCCUCAGCGACUCGAUACAGCAACGAUACCCAUGUGGAGCAUCUGAUCUUCGGUCGGGUCCGAGGUGAUAUUGUUCACCUUGCCAUCUCUCCCAAUGAAGCAACCUUUGAGCACAAGCAGAAGUUUAUAUCAUUUGGACUCAACCUCGAUAAAACAGAUUUGAGUAGUGGCACAGACUCUACUUUGGCUGCUCAUUUUGAAAAUGGAAGCAUCGCUUUCUAUCAUACCGAGACUGACGACGAAGUAAUCGAGCCAUUUACAUGGCUUCGACUGGAAGGCUCGUCACGAACCAACUACUCCAAACUGCUAUCCUCAUCACUAGUGGCAGUGGGAACUGGAAAUGUGGAAAACUCCUUGUCUAUCUCGAAAAUCACACCAGACGGUGUCUCUGUAUAUCGAACAAUCGGAAUUGGUUCUUUAGACGCCGACUCUACAAACCUUAAAUCAAAGGCCAAUAUCGGCGCCAUUGAGCCUCUCAAUGAACACAACCUAGGCUCCCCCGGCGAAGUCUUUCUAACCGCCUGGGACGACUACACCGUAAGACUUCACGACCUGCGCUCCCCAAGGCCCUCCGAAGUCUCCUACAGAGACGCCACGGACCUCAAUCCCAUUUACAGCCUCCACGCCUUCGGCCAUGACCGCUUCUUAGCCGGAGCUGGCGGCGAAGCCGUGGUCAAAAUCUUCGACCUACGCAUGUGCAACACAUACAGUUACCUCGAUGCACAAUUCCCCGACUCGCAAUUCAAUGCCAACACCAUACCCAGAACAAAAGCAAAACCCCGCCCUAAAAAGGGCUUCUCCAUAUUCCUCUCCCACCCACCACCCCCUACAUUCCCCCAACAAACUCCACACCCAGUCCGCACCCGCCAAAGAGGCCCCUACCGCGGCCCCAUCUACACAAUGUCCUCACCCUCACCCUCCUCGCCGACCGUCUACACGGGCAUCGUGGACGGGGUGGUCCAGCUCGAUUUUGCGUCUACGGAUGACUUAACCGGUCCGGGGAAAGAGUGGUACGAAUAUAAUCUGGACCUGGGUGUGAAUAUGGGUCCGGGGAGUUUACCGCGCUGGAACGCCGAGGCAUUCAAUUUGGCUGGAUAUGAGCGCCCGGAUGACGAGGACUCCGCUACCACUUCUAAGCUGAGGACUCAGCGCGCGUUUGCGGAUCUUAAGCCUGGGGAUGCUGCUCGUGGGACGCAUACGGGUUGGGAUUGUAGGUGGGAGACUUUGGAGGAGCCUGGGGCUUGGAGAAGGCAGGAUGGAUAG